UCCAGCUCUGCGCGUGCACAUCGGCGCAUGGCGUCUGCAUGCAGCGGACGUGGUCGCUCUCCUAUGUCUCGUCUGCUCGGUUGCCUUGUCGUCUGCUUCUUCUGCGCCGUCGGCCGCGCUCAGCUGCAGCCGCUCGAGGUCCGGAGCUACAGCUACGCCUCGUUCCAGCCGGGCAACUCGCGGGAGGCGAAGGAGCUGGAGGUGCUCAAGGACGCCCUCAUCAACCGCGGCGCGCUCCAGCUCACGCCGGACACCGGAAACAUCCCCAGCUCCCGACAGAUCCUGUCCAACAAGUCCGGCUCCGUGCUCCUCCGCCAGCCCUUCACCCUCUGGCGUCUCGACGAUGAUGGUGAAGCGGCGUCCGGCCGCAACGGCACCGGUAACAGCACUGCUGGCCAGGUCCAGCGUGCCCGCAUCGUGUCGUUCAACAGCACCUUCUCCAUGAACGUCUACUACGACUCGGCACGGCGCCCCGGCGAGGGCCUCACCUUCCUCAUCGCGCCGUCUCUGGACGGGCAGCCUCCCGGCAGCGAGGGCGGCUUCCUCGGCCUCACCAACGCGACGUUGGAGGCCAGCCCAGCCAAGAACCGGUUCGUGGCGAUCGAGUUCGACACGUUCAACCAGACCUACGACCCUCCCAACGGCAACCACGUCGGCCUGGACAUUGGCUCCGUCGUGUCCAACAAGACGGCGAACCUCGCCGACUUCAACAUCACGUCGAUCGCGACCACGGAAGCUAACGCCGCCAACUACACCGUCUGGGUCGAGUACGACGGCGCGGCGCGGCACAUAUCGGUGUACAUGAGCAUCAGGGGCAAGCCGAAGCCCGCCUCUCCCGUGCUGGACUCGCCGUUGGACCUCAGCGUGCACGUCCCUGAGAAGGCGUACCUUGGCUUCUCGGCGUCCACCGGCACCACCUUCGAGCUCAACUGCAUCCUCGACUGGACCUUGUCAAUCGAGAUCAUCCCCGACAAGAAGAGCAAGAUGUGGCUAAUCCUCGUCGCCGUCAUCGUGCCCGUAACCGCCGUCGUGGUGGCCGUUGCCGCCUACUUCUUGACCAAGAUGUUGCGGGCGAGGCGGUCCAUGGAGCGGAAGCAGGAGCGGCUGGAGCACACGCUGAGCAACCUCCCUGGGAUGCCGAGGGGGUUCGCGUACGAGAAGCUGAGGAAGGCGACCAAGAACUUCGACGAGCGGCUGCUGCUGGGGAAAGGAGGGUAUGGCGAGGUGUACAAGGGGAUGCUCCCCGCCGACGACGCCUGGCCGGAGGGAAUGGAGGUGGCGGUUAAGAGGUUCAUCCGGGACGACGCCAAGUGCGUCAACGACUUCCUCGCGGAGGUCGACAUCAUCAACCGGCUGCGCCACAAGAACAUCGUCCCGCUCAUUGGUUGGUGCUACAAGAAACGGCAGCUGCUGCUUGUCUACGAGUACAUGCCCAAUGGGAGCCUGGACCAGCACCUGUUCCGCCGCAGCGUGCACGAGCAGCGGCCCGUGCUCAGCUGGGAGAGCCGCUACGGCAUCGUCGCCGACGUCGCGGCGGGCCUCCACUACGUGCACCACGAGUACACCCGCAUGGUGCUCCACCGCGACAUCAAGGCGAGCAACGUCCUGCUGGACGCGUCCUUCCGCGCGCGGCUCGGCGACUUCGGCCUCGCGCGCGUCAUCGAGCACGAUAAGAACUCCUUCACCGACCUCGGCGUCGCCGGCACGCGCGGCUUCAUCGCGCCGGACUACUCCGUCGGACACAAGGCCACGCGCCAGACGGACGUCUUCGCCUUCGGCGCGCUCGUGCUCGAGGUCGUCACCGGCCGGUACGCGCUGCUCGGCAACCCGAGCUGCCCGCUGCUGUCGGACUGGGUGUGGCAGAUGCACGGCCGCGGCGCGCUGCUGGGGGCCGUGGACCAGAGCCUCGGAACCACGGAGUUCGACAACGACGAGGCCAACCGGCUGCUGCUCCUCGCCCUGGCGUGCAGCAGCCCGAACCCCGGGGACCGGCCGACCAUGCCGCAGGUGUUGCAGAUCCUGUCCAAGGCGGCGGCGCCGCCGGAGGUGCCGCUGCUCAAGCCGCAGUUCGUGUGGCCGCCGGAGGGGGGAGCGCACUUCGAGCUAAGCAACAUAGAGAUAGAGAUGACCACAAGCGGCACGGGCAAUGGGGCGUCGACGCUGGCCACUCAUGACACCUCCUACAGCAGCCUCCAGGUGCCCACGGCGCUGACCAGCACCGAGGAUUACUUCCCGGCACUCUCCUCCGGCCGUUGAAGAAGUGUUUGUGUGCGCAGAAAAUGCACAUAAACUUGGGCUUAUCUAUGGAUUUGGCCAUGAUCGCAACUCGAAAGAACUUAUAUUAAAUGUUAGUACAUGUAGAUAUCGAAUUCGUGUGGUGUUUGGUUCAGAUCACACGCACAUUACAUUGCUGCAUAAGAAGCCUUGGUUUGUUUGAGCAACCAGAUCGAUAAAGAAGUUAGAUAGUUUUGUACAUCCAAUUUGGUCAAGGUCCCUGUUACUUUCUUCAGUUAGCGAUAUCUCUUCGAAACUGAGGUGGGUACAAGAGCUUCGUUGAUAUGUCUGUAAAUUGCUUGGUCAGUUGAAUGAAACCUUGAUCAGCAUGUA
This is a messenger RNA of Phragmites australis (common reed), 2607 nucleotides long. RefSeq names its product probable L-type lectin-domain containing receptor kinase S.5. Gene Ontology annotation, molecular function: carbohydrate binding; ATP binding; protein kinase activity. Lineage: Eukaryota; Viridiplantae; Streptophyta; Magnoliopsida; Poales; Poaceae. The coding region runs from base 28 to 2256 and encodes 742 amino acids. The transcript has 2 exons. Gene Ontology annotation, cellular component: plasma membrane. Gene Ontology annotation, biological process: protein phosphorylation. The record is from RefSeq and is a predicted model, not a curated record.